Messenger RNA from Nycticebus coucang (slow loris), 4569 nucleotides. RefSeq names its product protein S (gene PROS1). The record is from RefSeq and is a predicted model, not a curated record. Gene Ontology annotation, cellular component: extracellular region. The transcript is spliced from 15 exons. Bases 309 to 2336 code for a protein of 675 amino acids. NCBI's taxonomy places the organism in Eukaryota, Metazoa, Chordata, Mammalia, Primates, Lorisidae. Gene Ontology annotation, molecular function: calcium ion binding.
AGGAACUUGGGAAUAGAUGCGGGAGGAAGUCUCAGCAGUGUUUGCUAGGCCUCCGACACCCUCCCAAAGCCCUUCCCCCCGCUCCGAGAAAAGCUUCCUGGAAAUGUCCUCGUUAUCGCGUUCCCUCUCCGGCUGGGGGCUGGGAGCGGGCGGUCCCCUCCGCCCCUGGUCGUUCCGCUGGCGCUCGCAGGCUCACAGGAGCCAGAGCGCAGCACAGCUCGGAGAAGGGCACCGAGGCUCGCAGCUGCGCCACGCGCCGAGCGCUCCGGUCCUGGCUGCGACGCGCCACCGUCCCCGCCCGCUUGGAAAUGAGGGUCCUGGGUGGGCGCUGCGGGGCGCUACUGGCGUGCCUCGCCCUAGUGUUCCCCGUCUCGGAGGCAAACUUUUUGUCAAAGCAACAUGCUUCACAAGUCCUGGUUAGGAAACGGCGUGCAAAUUCUCUGCUUGAAGAAACCAAGCAGGGUAAUCUUGAAAGAGAAUGUAUUGAAGAACUGUGCAAUAAAGAAGAAGCCAGGGAAGUCUUUGAAAAUGACCCCGAAACGGAUUAUUUUUAUCCAAAAUACUUAGGAUGUCUUGGCUCUUUUCGAGCUGGAUUAUUCACUCCUGCACGUCAGUCAAGUAAUGCUCACCCUGACCUAAGGAGCUGUGUCAAUGCCAUUCCAGACCAAUGUAAUCCUCUACCAUGCAAUGAAGAUGGAUAUAUGCUCUGCAAAGAUGGCCAAGCUACAUUCACUUGCAUUUGUAAAUUAGGCUGGCAAGGAGACAAGUGUGAAUUUGAUAUAAACGAAUGCAAAGAUCCCUCAAAUGUAAAUGGAGGUUGCAGCCAGAUUUGUGAUAAUACCCCUGGAAGUUACCACUGUUCUUGUAAAAGCGGUUUUGUUAUGCUUCCAAAUAAAAAGGACUGUAAAGACGUGGAUGAAUGCUCUAUAAAGCCAAGCAUUUGUGGCACAGCUGUGUGCAAGAACAUCCCAGGAGGCUUUGAAUGCGAAUGCCCUGAAGGCUACAGAUACAAUCCCAAAUCAAAGUCUUGUGAAGAUAUAGACGAAUGCUCAGAGAACAUGUGUGCCCAACUUUGUGUCAAUUACCCUGGAGGUUACUCUUGUUACUGUGACGGGAAAAAAGGAUUCAAACUUGCUCAAGAUCAGAAGAGCUGUGAGGCCGUUCCAGUGUGCCUUCCCUUGAACCUUGACAAAAAUUAUGAAUUACUUUACUUGGCAGAGCAGUUUGUAGGGGUUGUUUUAUAUUUAAAAUUUCGUCUGCCAGAAAUCACCAGAUUUUCAGCUGAAUUUGAUUUCCGGACAUAUGACUCAGAAGGUGUCAUACUGUAUGCAGAAUCUCUGGACCACUCAGCUUGGUUCCUGAUUGCACUUCGUGAAGGGAAAAUUGAAAUUCAGCUUAAGAAUGAGUAUACAGCUAAAAUCAUCACUGGAGGCAAAGUUAUUAAUAAUGGUCUAUGGAAUAUGGUAUCUGUAGAAGAAUUAGAAAAUAGUAUUAGUGUCAAAAUAGCUAAAGAAGCUGUGAUGAAUAUAAAUAAACCUGGAAGCCUUUUUAAGCCUACCAAUGGAUUUUUGGAAACCAAAGUAUACUUUGCAGGAUUCCCUCGAAAAGUGGAAAAUUCACUCAUUAGAUCGAUUAACCCUCGUUUAGAUGGAUGUAUAAGAGGCUGGAAUCUGAUGGAUCAAGGAGCUUCAGGAGUAAAGGAAAUUAUUCAAGAAAAACAAAAUAAGCAUUGCCUUGUUACUGUGGAGAAGGGCUCCUACUAUCCUGGUUCUGGAAUUGCUCAAUUUGCCAUAGAUUAUAAUAACAUGUCCAAUGCUGAAGGUUGGCAAGUGAAUGUGACCUUGAACAUUCGCCCAUCUGCGGCCACUGGUGUUAUGCUUGCCUUGGUUUCUGGUAACUCGGUGCCCUUUGCCUUGUCCUUGGUGGACUCCACCUCUGAAAAAUUUCAGGAUAUUGUGGUAUCUGUUGAAAAUACAGUAAUAUCUCGGAUCGAGGCCAUGAGUCUAUGUUCUGAUCAACAAUCAUAUCUUGAAUUCAGAGUCAACAGAAACGUUCUGGAGUUUUGGACUCCACUUAAAAACGAUAUCAUCUCCUCUGAACACUUUCAAAGACAAUUUGCCACCUUGGAUAAAGCAAUGAAAGGAACAGUGGCCACUUACUUGGGUGGCAUUCCAGAUGUUCCAUUCAAUGCCACCCCAGUGAAUGCCUUUUAUAAUGGCUGCAUGGAAAUGAAUAUUAAUGGUGUACAGUUGGAUCUGGAUGAAGCCAUUUCUAAACACAAUGAUAUUAGAGCUCACUCGUGUCCAUCAGUUUGGAAAAAUACAAUGAAUUCUUAAGGCAUUUUUCUCUGCUGAUAAUAUCUGUUCCCUGUGUGUAAUUAUACUUUUGUUUCAAUAACAGCUGAAAAGUUUUACCAUGAUGUGAAGUUUUUGAUUAUUUUGUGGUACUUUAGCCUUCCUGGAAUUUUAAACAGUCCUUUUCAAGAAAAAAUAAAUUCUGUUACGGUAUCAAUCAUGUUAAAAAAAAAAAUCCUUCCUUCUGUUGCUGUCUAGAAAUUAAAUAAUAGAACACAUAAAAAUUUUAAAUUUGAAUCUUUUGCUACCAGUGACAUAAUUUCAAUUUUUUUGGUAAAAGUAAAUUUCAGUUUUGUCAUCAUGAACUAGUGUUCAAAUAUGUAUUUUUCCCAGAAGGCAAAGAAAUAAAGCCAAACAAAAGUGUGUGUAAUUAAAUAUUAUCCAUCAUAGGCAGCAUUUUGUUUUUCCCUAAUGAAGGCAGAAGAGAUGGUCUAUUAAAUAUGAAUUAAGUGGAAGACCAUAAAGCUUUAUUCCAAAAUAAUCAAUCCCCUGGGGGAGCAGCAUUGGCUUUAUCUUCUUAUUACAAGGCUUCACAUUUGUGCCAGUAUCUUUACUGAAUUAGAAGUGGGACAAAUUUUCAAGAGCGCAGCACAUGAAUCUCGCUUCUUGGGAAUUGGAUUCUGUGAAGAGACAUUGUAUUUUGUUGGAAUUGGUAUAGAAAUUGCAGAUUGAGACAUAUCUUAAAAUUGGCUGUGUGAGUCAGAAAAGCUUUGUAUCGGAAAAGACACAAUAUAGCGAAAGAAAGAAGUAAGAACAAAUAAUGGAAGUUUAUAGUUUUCCUUCAAUCUAAGUUUUAAUUACCAAGGAAAUUGCCAGAAUGAGAUUGUCAAAGAACAAAGGAACUAUGAAAACUAGAGCAAUUUUUAACAAAAAAGAUGACCACAGAGAAAUAUAGUUACUAUUCUGUUUUUGUAAUCAAAGGGGUAAAGCCACAUACUUGCUAGAACUGUGAUGCACUUGAAGUGGAAGUUUGAUCACUCUUGAAUCUAUUAUUACAGCAGGUGUGUAUCAAAUGUUUCAUUGACAGUUUUAGAAAAUAAACCUCGUUUUUACUAUAGAUAUUUUCUGUCACAUAAAACAUAAAUUGGUGUAUAAUUUUCAAAUAUAUGUAAAUAAUAUCUUUAUUCUAUCAACUCUUUGAACAGAACAAAAAAUUACAUUAUAUACUUCUAAUUCUUCAUACAGCACAGUACUACAGUGAAAAACAGAUGUAGCUGAAAUAUUUGAUGAAUAGUUAUGGCUGGCUUGUACGCUGGAGUUCAUAAAGUGAAGGAAAGCAAAAAUAAUAUGUAUUGAGUGUCUGACACAUGCCAGAAAUUGCAUUAGAUCAUCUUAUUGGAUGCAAUUUUUUUCCCAAUUGCCACCAUAUACUGUGGGUGAUAAAUAUCAGCAAGUGACUGGUGAUAAUUACGUUGGUAUAAAAAAGCAGGGAAGAAGAAAAUCUGGGAGAAAAUAUAAGAAAGGACAAAAAGACCAUAAGAGAGGGAAAAAUGAAUUUCUUCUGGGGAAGAGUUCUCUGCUUCUCAUUCAGUUAUGCCAACAUGGAAGGACAAGGAUUGAUCAAUUCCACAUUUCACAUUAGAAACAGAAGCCUUCCUACAUGCAGUGACGUUUACGAGGCCCCAGACACUCAUUUAUAAAUUUUGUCUGUCUUUGAGUCGCGCUUACCUUACUAGAGAGAGAGAGAGAGAACAUCUAGACCUGUAGCUAAGAAUCUUUGAUUUUAAUCUUUGCCAGGAAAUACAGAUUUCUACUUUUAAAACCUUGGUAGAGAACAGUGAUUUCAUGGCGGUAAAGUGGAGAUUCAGUGUAUUUGAGCCUUGUACAGAGAAAAAAAUUCAAAAUAAAGGCCCAUUACAGAGAGGUUCCUUAGAAUACCAUUUGCAGUGAUAGGUGAGAGCUGUGAGUACAGGGUCACUGACGUCAUUUCUUCUGUCUGAACAUGUAAUUCACGUCCCGUUUGAGUAUGAGAAUAUGACAAGUAUUUCCAAUAUUCUUUUCAGUCUGAAAUUAAAAAACUGGAAUGAUUACUGGAAAGAGGACUUUUUGUGUAUAAAAAAUUAUUUUUUCCCACAAAAUAAUUGCCUUAUUUCUUUUGGAAAUCUCUCCAGGGGUCCUCAAACUGCGGCCUGCGGGCCACAUGCGGCCGUGUGAUUGUAUUUGUUCCCGUUUUGUUUUUUUACUUCAAAAUAAGAUAUGUGCAGUGUGCAUAGGA